This is a messenger RNA of Capronia epimyces CBS 606.96, 759 nucleotides long. RefSeq lists its product as uncharacterized. NCBI's taxonomy places the organism in Eukaryota, Fungi, Ascomycota, Eurotiomycetes, Chaetothyriales, Herpotrichiellaceae. The record is from RefSeq and is a predicted model, not a curated record. Gene Ontology annotation, cellular component: endoplasmic reticulum membrane; endoplasmic reticulum. The transcript has 3 exons. The coding region runs from base 1 to 759 and encodes 252 amino acids. Gene Ontology annotation, biological process: 'de novo' protein folding.
AUGCUACCCUCGAUAAAAACAGUCGCACUCUUUUCUCUGGGCCUGGCUGCCCUGGCGAGAGCGCAGUAUGAUACGGCGCUCGUCGGCACAUGGACUACCAAGUCGAAGAAAGUCAUGACUGGACCAGGCUUUUACGAUCCCGUCGCCGACAGGUUGAUCGAACCUGAUCUAACCGGGAUUUCAUACUCCUUUACAAGCGAUGGCUACUACGAGGAGGCUUACUACAGGGCCAUCCCAAAUCCGGCGACACCACACUGCCCCUCCGCGAUCAUGCAAUGGCAACACGGCACCUACUCCCUUCCGGGCAAUGGAAGCCUUGUCAUGCAACCCUUUGGUGUCGAUGGGCGCCAACUGACCUCCUCCCCCUGUUCCUACGAUCGAUCGAUCUACGUUCGCUACGAGCAAUCCGAAUUGAUGAAGUCUUACCAAGUCAUGACAGACCCGUACCACAAUGUACCGCGACUCAAUCUUUACAAAUUCGACGGCUCGCCUAUGCAGCCCAUGUACCUCGCCGCAUCUCCUCCACAGAUGCUGCCAACGCAGACUCUGAACCCUACAUCUACCCCCAAAUCGACGGGUAAGAGCCGCGUGAAGAGAAUGGAAGGGGGCGACGGGGGUACGCAGGAAAGACUGGUCGGCAUGAACAAAGACCCCUUCAUUCCUCCUAAGGAACCAUACAAUGCAGACCAUUGGUGGUGGGCUGGCGUAGGGCUGACAGCUCUUGGAACAGCGCUGUACAUGAUACCCACGUCUACCUAA